Messenger RNA from Fonsecaea monophora, 435 nucleotides. RefSeq lists its product as hypothetical. The record is from RefSeq and is a predicted model, not a curated record. The coding region runs from base 1 to 435 and encodes 144 amino acids. NCBI's taxonomy places the organism in Eukaryota, Fungi, Ascomycota, Eurotiomycetes, Chaetothyriales, Herpotrichiellaceae. The transcript has a single exon.
AUGAGGCUCCCACUCCCACCCUUUCCCCUCCUCUCCGCCGCCCUCCUCCUCCUCCUCUCGCCCCUAACCACCGCCUUCGACGGGAUCGGCUGCAUGACCAUGACCGAGGACGUCAACUGCGGCCGCGGCGAGUGCCAACUGGGCGAGCACUACAUCCGGCUCGGCGUGACGACCAUCUACGGCAACCCGCUCGACAACUGCGAGUGCCCGCAGCUGCUGGGCAUCUGCAGCGCCAUCAACCCGGAGUGGCACGGCACCUGCACGUGCGACCAGGGCGACCGCACCAUCCACAUCCAGGGGUUCCCCAUCCGCGUCUCCGACUCCAACAUCGACUGCUGGUCCUGCACCGACAAGUUUGACGACUCGGCCCGCGACGUGCACCUGAUUUGUCGGGGCCAGCCCGGCGUCACGAAGAGUAAUGUCGGGUGUCCGUAG